Eremomyces bilateralis CBS 781.70 is the source of this 1201-nucleotide messenger RNA. Its product is annotated as Emopamil-binding protein. Gene Ontology annotation, cellular component: membrane; endoplasmic reticulum. Gene Ontology annotation, molecular function: cholestenol delta-isomerase activity. Bases 1 to 798 code for a protein of 265 amino acids. Gene Ontology annotation, biological process: sterol metabolic process. NCBI's taxonomy places the organism in Eukaryota, Fungi, Ascomycota, Dothideomycetes, Eremomycetales, Eremomycetaceae. The transcript has 3 exons. The record is from RefSeq and is a predicted model, not a curated record.
AUGGCCCUCUUCCACAUCGGGGAUUUCCCCAUCGACCCCAUCACCCUCUACUCCAUCACCACCUUCACCACCCUCCUCCUCGUCUCCUUCCUCGCCCUCCACCUUCUCCUCCCCCGCACCGCCUCCCUCGCUCCCCGUCUCCUCUUCUUCUGGCACACCUUCGACUCCCUUGUCCACUUCAUCCUCGAAGGCUCCUUCCUCGCCCACACCUUCCUCUCCUCCACUCCCAUCCUCCCCGCCCCCCGCGAUCCCAGCGCCGCCAUUCACCCGCUCACCCCCCCCGGCGUCUUCUGGCUUAACGACCCCGCACGCCUCUACGGCGUGAAGUUCGGGGAGGGCUGGUUGGCGGGGAUGUGGCGCGACUACGCGCGCGCGGAUCGCCGAUGGGAGGGCGCGGAUUUGACGGUGGUGAGCUUGGAGGUGUUGACGGUGGUGGUGGGGGCCCCGUUGGCGGCGGGGAUCGCGUGGGCGAUUUGGCAGGCGGGGGGGCGGGUGCAGAGGAAGACAGCAUUUUGGAUCACGGUGUUGGCGACGGGGGAGAUUUAUGGGUCUUGGAUGACAUUCGCGCCGGAGUGGUUUACCGGAUCGCCGAAUCUGGAUAUAUCGAAUCCCAUCUUUCUGGGCGAUGCAUCUCGCCGACUUGAUCGAAACGACGUCCCUACUGACCGGCGGCAUAGGUGGUGCUAUCUAGUGUCCAUGAACUUCGUCUGGAUCGUCUUUGCCGUCUACGGGAUGUAUAUUAGCUAUGGGGUGUUGACGGAGGAGCCGACGACGAAGGCGGGGAAGAAGACACAGUGAGGUUGUUGCUGGAUGGGUUGGGUGGGUUGAUUGGUGUGGGAACCUGUGGUGUAAUGGCAUGUAUUCUUGUGAUAUCUGGAAGCGGUUGUUGCUUGGAGUAUUGUGCUGGGAGGAAAUAUAGGUCGCGGAUCUUUUCAUCCUGUAUUUGUCUCAUAGUCUCGGAUGCCUCCCAAAUCCAUAAUAAGCGAAAGAUUCAAUUGUUAUCUGUGUAUCAAUAUUCUGUUAUAGUUGACCAAUAUCCCAUGACCGUUCCAUCCACUAGGCCUUCAUCCAAAUGUCAGUUUUGUAGCCAUACCAUAUAGCCAAAUACAUGUAGUUUUUCCCUCAGGCGCCAAUCCCCUAUAUAAUACAAUAUUAAUUAGUCUCGCAGGAGAUAAUCCGGUCAAUGUCCGUGGCCACCCUC